AUGUCGGAAAAACACACGCAAUCGCGUCCUCGAAAGAGUAAAUUGAGAUACUUUUUGGAUAACAUAAUCAAAGUUCUUUCAGAUUAUGUCAUCGAACCAAUCCUCAUUGCAUAUAGGUUCACUUAUUUGUUAAUACUCUUUUUACCUUUGAUAAUCGGAGCACCCGCACUUUUCAUUGGACCAAGAAUUGCGGAAUGUGAAAAUGAACGAAUGGGAGCAUUGUGGUGGUAUGAUGUUCUGGUGAGACAGAUGGAAAAUUCGGGACCAACUUUUAUCAAGCUUGCACAAUGGGCGGCUUCUAGAACCGAUAUAUUUCCUCGCGAGAUGUGCAGCCGCUUGUCGAAACUUCAUUCUGACGUGAAUCCACAUUCAUUUGAGGAUACGAAGAAAAUCAUAGAAAGGGAAUUCGGAAAGUCAUUUUACGAAAUAUUUUCUGAAAUCGAAAAGUGCCCAAUUGGAGUCGGAGCGAUCGCGCAGGUGUACAAAGCAACAAUGCGACCUGAGGCACUUUCAGCAUCAUAUGAUACCAAUAAUCUUAUGUCUCAGGAUCAGGACGAACCAGUGAUGCCGACAGUAGCCGUUAAAGUAUUACAUCCAAAAGCCGAAAAAACCAUUCAAAGGGAUCUCAAGAUAUUGAUGAUAUUUUCUAGAAUACUGGAUGCAUUACCAACGAUGCGAUGGCUAUCCCUGCCGGAGGAGGUAAUGAAAUUUUCCGAGAUGAUGCAGGAGCAGUUGGAUCUUCGCAAAGAGGCGAAUAAUUUAUUGAUUUUCCGAGAGAAUUUUAAAAAUCGCGGAUCAGUGGAGUUUCCAAAGCCAUUUACAGAGUAUACCACCAAAAAUGUACUGAUAGAGGAAUUUGAGGAAGGAUUACCGAUUAAAUUAUUUCUUGAAGGCGAAGAAAAAGGGAUUUACGAUCACAUGAUUGCAAACAUUGGACUUGACGCGUUUCUUCAUAUGCUAAUAUUUGACAAUUUUGUCCAUGCUGAUUUACAUCCUGGAAAUAUCAUGGUUAAAUUUCGAAGACCCAACCUGCUUACUUAUAUUCGACGUCUCCUGAUCGAUUUCAUCCCUACAACAUCGGGGAUGUCAAAAAUGGAAUUUCAGUUUGUGGACAAGAAGGACAUGAUAGGUGAUGAUGACUCAAGGAUAGCCUAUGCGCGUCUGAUGAGGCAUGCUGGCAACAAAGAAUUAUUGAAUGAAGAAUUGACGAAAUUAAGUAAUGAAGGAUAUCUGCCGCGAUUAAUAUUUAUCGAUACAGGAUUGGUAACAGGUUUAAAUGUGGAGAAUCGAAGGAACUUUCUAGAUUUAUUCAGAGCAAUAACGGAGUUCGACGGAUACCGAGCAGGAAAGUUAAUGAUGGAAAGGUGUAAAACACCGCAUCUUGUGAUUGAUGGAGAAUUAUUUGCAUUGAAAAUGCAGCAUCUGGUGCUGAACGUGAGGGCGUUAACGUUGCAACUUGGUAAAAUCCGAAUAUCAGAUCUAUUGACCGAAGUGUUUAAAAUGGUUAGAACUCACCAUGUGAAAUUAGAAGGUGACUUCAUCAAUAUAAUAAUAUCAAUAUUAUUAUUAGAAGGUAUCGGUAGGCAAUUGGAUUCACAAUUGGAUCUGUUGAGAAACGCAUUGCCAAUAUUGAGAAAGUUAGGGGCACAGGAAGGAGGUAAAGGGCUUCGGGAGGGAAUUAAGGAUAUUGAAAGAGGUGGAAUGUGGUGGAUGAAGUUUUGGUUUUGGUUAGAGGCUAGAGAAUGGAUUGACAGUUCAUGCGAAGAAUAUGAUAUGUCGAUGAAAAAUGUGUCUUGGCCGGAUAUUUAA
Messenger RNA from Acaulospora morrowiae, 1809 nucleotides. The record is from the annotation of a GenBank genome assembly. NCBI's taxonomy places the organism in Eukaryota, Fungi, Glomeromycota, Glomeromycetes, Diversisporales, Acaulosporaceae.